UAAAGCACUAAGAUUGUUCGGUGGCGGGGGAGUUGUACUAAGUGUUAAAGAAAUGGAGAGUUUUACGAAUUCGUGUAGAUUGUGUCUGUGGAAAGGAGAUAAAAUGCUUCCAAUUUUUGCAUCUGCUGAUGACGACGAAACAGCAUCGAAGAUUCGAAAAUGCCUGCCGUUAGAUGUGCGAUGGGAAGACAGUUUGCCAAAAGGAAUCUGUGCCAGCUGUCUGUACAAGGUGGAGAUGCUGUUCGAGUUCCACUGCUCUGCUGUGAGAAUAGACUCACUGCUCAGGAAAUAUCUCGCUUCAGAAGUGACUGUUAAGGAACAGCAGCUGAGCGGCAGUGGAUAUCAGACCACCAACAUGCCCCCCAUGCGUAGUGUGGCCAUUGGUACUGAGGAUGAAUAUUUCCAUUCAGCAAGAAGAACGAGGGAUGGCCAAGGAAGCAGUGGUAAUGCAGAACCUAUGGUAGCCAGAUUGCGUGUGCGGACACCACAUGACAUUAGUGAUAUGAGUAGUGCAGGAGUUUCCCCAGUGGUUCAGGUGCCUCUACAACAGUCAGACCCCUUUAAUGGACAUAUAACUGAAGUGUCAUCACUGCCACACAGAUCAGACAGUGUUCAGGGUAUUGAUAGUAUUCAUGCAAUUGGAGCUACAGAACAGUCACCAUCGAGCAGUACAGUAUUGCGUUUGUCUGCAAGUGGUACUGCAGUUCAACAAGAGGAGUUAGGGAGGAGUGCCUCAAGACAGUCGGAGCCUGUGGCUCACACAUCAUCCCCGGGAGAGGCCUGUGUAACACAAGACCCCACAUCAGAUUGUGCCCCAGCGGAAGACACAGAUGUAGUGUGCCUUUCAGUCAAGUCUUCACCAGCUGUGGUGCAAAGUGGUCCCUCAACAUCCCGACCAUCAUGUGAGUGUGCCGAUGAUGAUGAAGUGGUGGUGCUUGCCGAGAUCCAGAAGCAACCAUACCCGUACCGGCGAUGCAAGACACCUACCAGCUUUGACACCUCCUCUGUGUCUAGCUGUGCCUCUGCGUCUGCUGUUUCUACCUCCUCCUCUACCUUCGAAGGUGGGAGCAGAACGGCACCUCCGCGGAAAGCACACCGUCUUUGUCCGCGGCACCAAGAGUACUUGCGGUUGAUGAACCUACAGCAGGAGCAGCAACGGAUGAAGCAACGAGGUCUACAACAACAGGAGACACUGCAGAGGGUAGACCACCAUUCUUCAAGAGCCAGUGGACAGGAGCCUACUUUAAGCACUUCCUCAGCCAGUCUGAGAUUGUCGGAUGUGUCCAAUCCUGUGCAAUGUGAGCCCACUCAGCAAGUACCGCAAAACCAGUCAUGUGGAGGAGGCACAAGGCAACUGUCAGCAGAAACUCCACAUAUCGACACAUCAUCUAACUCGACAGAAUCUGAGGGACAUGUGCAAUUGCUUGACCAAAACAAACUUACAUCUGGUGCAACAAGUCAUCUGGUAGCCCUUCUGAACAGUGACUCAUCACACAUCACAGCUCAACCUGGUCAGUUGGAACAAGCAUGGCAGGUGAUGAGGACCAAACCUGAAGGAGCCACCACAGAGGCAGUGGUGGCACCACUUUCCAGUUCUGCAAAAUGCAACUCAUCUGUAACUGAGCCACAGGACCAAGUAAGGCAGCUGACUCUUGCCCAUCCAAAAGGAACAACUGUCGAGUCUUUCCUGGGAAAACCGUGUGGCAGCAAAUUAUCUUCAGCUGAUGCACCACUGCCAGCUGCUGCACUGUCCCAGAGUGCUGUACCAACCCCAUCUGUUGCAGCAGCUUCACCUGUUUCGCAGCUCUCAGCCUGCGUGCCUCCUUCAGCUGCUCCGCCUGCUACACCUGCAGUGCCUCCUCCAUCUUCUGAAUCUGUCCCAGUUACUGCGCCUCCCCCAUCUACUAUGCCUAUCCCAUCCGCUACUCCGUCAACAACCUCUAAAAGGAUUUCAUCUGCAGCUUUACCCACCAGCUCUGUACCAGUCUCAUCCACUGCACUACCUGGAAUGCCUGUGACAACACAAUCUGACCCUUCCCCCGUAACCUGUGCAGUGACUCCAUCUGUCGCACAUUCCGGUAUCACCUCACACCCCAGCAGAGCUGCUGCACACUCUCCAUCCCCUGCAAGAUCCUCAUCUGGUGGGCAGUCCCCCUCGACUGUACAGACCUCAUCAUCACGGAAACAGUCCAACACACGGUCUCGAUCUCGCUCUCGCUCCAGUUCGAAAUCUCCAUCUGCUGGACAGCGCCGUGGCUCUAAAUCACCUGUGUCCACUGCGAUGGCCCCGCCCUCUGCAUCUCCCAAACCCUCGGCACCUUGCACAGACCAUGCACAACCGCGACUGGCUCCCCUGACUACAUCUGCUACGUGGCCGUUGCCUGCUGCACCCACUACACCUCCUGCACUAUUACGUGCUUCAGCACAACCACAGCAACAAGAAAAUAGACAACAGAGAGUAGUGUUGCCGACACGUGGUUCUGGACAUCCUGAGCAUCAGGUGAUACCAGCCAAACUACAAGAUGGAGUCUUCAAGUUUCCAGCAUUCCUGGUUGUAACUAAUGCCCCUUUUCAUGCGCAAGCACAAUCUCCAGCAGCAGCAACCACUCAUCUGUCGGCACAGUCUCAAACCUCUGCCCCCACAGAAACUCCUGCAGUGCCAAAGGAACAGGAACAGAAACAACAGUUGGCACAAACCGAAUCACCGGGAGGGGCCAUCAGCCAAUUGUUAGCAGCAUCUGCACUCAUUAGUCCCCCACGUGGCUCAACAGAGCCUAAGCAACAAGAGAAGAAGCAAGGGGAGGUGCAGACAAAACCCACAGGAACACAUCUCUCUCAAUCUGCAGCAGCAUGUUUGCCUACUGCCCCUCCACAUUCACCUGCUCCAGGUAAGCAGCACGAACAGCAGCCACAAGUCCAACAUGAGCAACAGAAAAAUAGACUGGAAGUGUUACGUGAUAAACUGUCAGCAAAAAUAGGUAGGCUACCAGCAGGCUCACCUGUAGGCACUGAUGAGAAGGGUGUCUCCGUACAAAAUGGUCAGACACACUCAGAGGCCGAUCAGCAGUUAACAAAUUCAGCAACUACCACUGCCACGUCACAUACAGUUGCACAGUCAAGUAAGAGGAGGAAAGAGCACCGGUCACACGCAGUUGUCGCCGAGCGUCCUGUGACUCCAGCUGAAUCCACAGCUGCCUCUCCUACCUCACAGAAGCCAAAGCAGAUUAAACAGAAAUACUGUAAAGCAAGCUCACAAACUGAAAAGAGCCUUCGGAAAUCACCAUUGACAGUAACUUCUACUGCAAAAUCUUCCUCAGAAAGAGCUAAAAGCCAACUGUCUGGAGGGACUGUGGUGCAGCAGCAGACCACGAAGCAACCAGCACUGCCAAAUUCAUAUGACUCUCAAAAGUGGAAGAAGAAAAAAAAGAAGAAAAAAGAAAAGGAGGAGGAGGAAAGUCACCAUCGAUCAUCAAAUAAGUAUCAACAGGAGCAGCUGUCACAAAAAAGAAAGCACUCAUCCAAGAAUACACGAGAAACUGAAGACCUACCAUCACAGCCUGCUCGUACCCCUUCUUUACAGCCGAGUCAGGAGAUGGAGGCUGCGAGUCAGCACUACGGCAGCCAUUCGCAUCCAGUGACGACAAUGUACAAAGUUAACAGAGGCGAGGCGGAGCAGCCGCAGGUGGAGCGUUGGCGCAACGUUCAACAGGACGCUGUUGAGCGUGUGCGGGUCGCUCUGCGAGAGUGCACCCAGCUGCCACAGCCACCGCUCCGUGACCCUGCGACAUCUCCGCCUGUGCCAUCUGCCACCGUGACGACGCCCUCACCUCCUGUAUUGACACCUCAGCGGCCAUCUGUGGGGCCGGUUCCUCCCGACUCCCCGUCCCUUCUGCCACCGAUGCUGCCACCUGCAAUCUCCACAAAAACCCGCACCGACCGCCCGCACUCCACUGGCCCACUUGUGCAGUGCACCACUCCUCCAGCGAAUGAGAAGUUGUCUCCCACACCGUUCCUCACGCCACCUGAUGGAGUUGACAUGCAGAAGUCCAGAUCGCAGCUGCCAUCCAAGGCAACGGCAGAGAGUGGUGAACGUCGGUUGCGCACUCCCAGCCCAGCGUCCAGCAUUGGGAGCGUAGACUGGUUCUCUGUGCCACACCGCAACGGUGUGCCUCCGCGGAGGUACUACAACAGGAAGAGGCGGUACCUCGAUCUCAGCUGGGGUGAGGCCUCCGGAACGGACAGAGAAGGCAGUGAGGACAGAGGCGACAGUGCUGAGAGAAGCCCUUUGUCAUUGCUGUCACCCAAGACACAGUCAUCCGGCAGUGCUCCGAAAUCUUCUGUUCAGGCAUCUGCAGCAUGCCUGGAACUAUUUCAGCAGUCAGUUCCCUCGGUGACUGCCCCUCACCAGUUGAUGGUGGGAACUCCCCUAUUGACAUCACGAUCUGCACGUGCUGCCCGCUACUUAUGCCGCUACUGCCAGCAGCGGUUCAGUGCGCGCAUCCUGCUGAGCCUGCAUCGCGUUAACGGGGCGUGUGAACUGCACCGCAGCCACAACUAUGCACGCAAUGGUGGUGGAGGUGACCAUCCACAGGUGACAGAGCGUGAGCUGAUGCUGGAGGCACGUGUGCGUCUCGACCGUCUCUUCGUUUGCCCACGCUGCUCGCGUGUGCUCUCCACCGAGAGCACACUCAAACGGCACAUAGCCCUCCGCCACGGACAUGACAACCCCCGUGACACACGUGCCUCUGUGCAGGUGCACUCGCAGGACUGGACACUAUCCCUGCCGGAUACGCCGUCGCCACCUCCCCUGUCGCUGCCACUUGCUGCCAGGUUGUCUGACGGCAAAGACAAUGUGUUGGAAGCUCUGGGGCUUACGAGGAAGAGUUAAUGACCGUGUCAUAGCUCCAGAUGCUCUGUUGUUGCCUUUCUCAACUGGUUGCUUCUUACUCUGUGCAUACAAAAGCUGUGAGCAGUCAAAAGUAGACCAUCUGUUGACUGUACUCUGUCAGACUUUUUGCAUCACAUUUUUUCUUCUAGUCGAUCUUUUUAGAAAAAAAGAGAUCAGUGUUUCAUGAACUAAUAAGGAAGAGGUAUCCAUUGAUAUGAGUGUACAGAGAAACAAAACCAACUCCAUGAAAUUGUUUUUCUUAUCAUUAAAUUGGUUGCCAAUCAUUGUGUGCUAUACUUUUUUUGUCUGUAUUGUCCGAAGCAUUUAGGGAAGCACUACCCUACUUGAUAUGAUGUGCACAUCGUGUGGCCUGAUUCAUCACUCUUUAAACUUUUACUUGUCCUUAAUUUUGAUUUUGGCACAGUACAACAUAUAUAUAUAUAUAUAUAUAUAUAUAUAUAUAUAUAUAUAUGCUUGGACACAUUGUGGAGGUUGUCACUGGAAUGUUUUAGGCACAGUGGAACAGAAAGUUGAUUCAGAGACUUGAGAGAUGCCAGGGAGGUUUGGUACUCCAGCUGCGUUUCAGACGGUUGGAAUGUGUCGACUAACAAAGGAGUUGACUGUGCCA
Messenger RNA from Schistocerca serialis cubense, 5516 nucleotides. RefSeq names its product mucin-17-like. NCBI's taxonomy places the organism in Eukaryota, Metazoa, Arthropoda, Insecta, Orthoptera, Acrididae. Gene Ontology annotation, cellular component: nucleus. The record is from RefSeq and is a predicted model, not a curated record. The transcript has 8 exons. Gene Ontology annotation, molecular function: zinc ion binding. The coding region runs from base 53 to 4888 and encodes 1611 amino acids.